Lottia gigantea (owl limpet) is the source of this 846-nucleotide messenger RNA. RefSeq lists its product as hypothetical. The record is from RefSeq and is a predicted model, not a curated record. The coding region runs from base 1 to 846 and encodes 281 amino acids. Lineage: Eukaryota; Metazoa; Mollusca; Gastropoda; Lottiidae. The transcript has 7 exons.
AUGGCUGAGUUGUCUCUUGUUAGUGUUGUUCUCUUUAUAGCAUCAGGAACUUUGUUGUUCUUUCUACUGUUUCUCUUGGCUAAAAGACAAAUAGCAAGAUUUAGUUAUAGGUCAGCAAGGAGACCUCACAUUUUUGUUGGAUAUGAUUUACCAAAGACAAUGAAACUUGAAAUACAGAGAAGAUUUGAGAGAGUAAAUUAUAUACAAUAUGAACCAGUUUUAUUAACAGAAAAAAUGAAUGAUGUGUCAUCUAUAGUACCAAAUCAUUAUCAUUACAGAAUGAAAGCAAUGGAUGCUUUUACUAAUGCCAUUGAAUGUUUGAUGAAACAAGAUGAUUCUAUAAAGUUUAGAAAUCCAUAUGAAACAAUGCAACAUUAUUUAUGUUCAUUAUGUCCAACAUCUAUCAAUGAUUCUCAUGAUUCUACUAUUAUUUAUCAGUUUUCACAAUCUUAUGAUCAUGCUCGUCACAAUCAUGUUGAAUUUCAAAAAGAAGAAUAUGUUAAUUAUAUGGAAUUAUUAGAAUCUAUUUUAAUUAUGAUAAAAGCAGACCAAGUUAAUCGUAUUAAUAAUUCUAAAUGGAAAACUGGUGUGACAUCAGAUACUGAAGUAGUAUAUAGAGCUGGUAAACAUGGCUCUGUUGAAACAACUCAUAUUUUAGCAUCUUCACAAUCACCAUCAAGAGAACCACCCAAACCCAAUCCUCGACUGAGAUCUAAGUCUGAUAUAAAUAUACCUGAAAAUAAAUCUAGUGGUUAUAGUAGUACUGAUAGAUCUAGUAGUUCUAGAAGUAGUGCUGAAAAACUCUUACCUCUCUCUCACAUAUCAGAUAAAGAUGAAAGUGUUUGA